AUGAACCUCAAUGUAUUAGACAUUAUAGUCCUCGUGAUAUAUUUUGUAGCUUUAUUGUGUACUGGAAUAUAUGCAUUGUUUGCAUCCAGAAGAGGGACUGUUACUGGUUAUUUUUUAGCUGGCCGGUUUAUGACAUGGCUUCCUGUCGGUGCAUCAUUAUUUGCGAGUAACAUUGGAAGCGAACAUUUUAUUGGUUUAGCUGGAUCAGGAGCGGCAGCUGGCAUAGCGGUUGGCGCUUUUGAACUGAAUGCGUCAAUUUUACUUCAACUUCUUGGGUGGGUAUUCCUGCCUGUGUAUAUUGCAAGUGGAGUAUUUACAUUGCCUGAGUACAUGAAGAAACGAUAUGGCGGAGAAAGAAUACAUAUGUAUCUCGCUCUUUUGUCUCUCAUACUAUAUAUUUUUACAAAGAUUUCUGUCAAUUUAUAUUCAGGUUCACUGUUUUUAACUGAAGCAUUAAAAUGGAAUACUUGGGCAUCAAUAGUUAUGCUGCUUUUCCUGACUGGUCUUAUUACUGUUACCGGUGGAUUAGCAGCUGUUCUAUAUACAGAUACACUACAAUUUUUCGUGAUGAUAAUUGGUGCUUUAAUAUUAGCGAUAAUAAGCUACAUAAAUGUUGGAGGCUUUAGUGGUGUCCUUUCUUCUUAUGGUCAUGCUAUAGCCCCGAUAAAUAUCUCAUCAAGUACAGAUUCAGACAUAAUAAUCAGUUUGGCGAAUGUUCUUAACACAACAAAUUAUACUUCACUAACUCAAUUGGCAAGUUCACCAGAUGUCAAUCCUAGUCUGAGAUGUAGUCUACCACCUGAAAAUGCAUUUGUAUUAUUACGUGGAAUUGAUGAUCCUGAUAUGCCAUGGCUUGGAUUUUUACUUGGCCAAACACCUGCAUCUAUAUGGUAUUGGUGUACUGAUCAGAUGAUGGUACAACGUGUUUUAGCUGCAAAAAGUUUAUCACAUGCUCAGGGUGCCACAUUAAUGGCCGGUCUUAUUAAACAGUUACCUUUAUUUUUAAUUGUAAUACCUGGAAUGAUAAGUCGAAUAUUGUUUCCAGAUGUGAUUGGUUGUAAACCUGGACCAGAUUGUUAUCGAAUAUGCGGACAAAAAAGUGGAUGUUCAAAUUUAGCCUAUCCGAAACUUGUAAUUAAUAUUAUGCCAUCAGGUCUUAGAGGCCUUAUGUUGGCCGUGAUGCUAGCUGCAUUAAUUUCUGAUCUAACUUCGAUUUUCAAUUCUGCUAGUACGUUGUUUACAGUUGACGUUUAUUUGAAAAUUAGGAAAAAAGCAAAGAAUAUGGAGAUAAUGGUUGUUAGUCGAAUAUUUAUAAUUAUAUUAAUAUUAUUGAGUAUUGCAUGGAUUCCUGUCAUUCAAGAAUUACAAGGCAGUCAAUUAUUUAUUUAUAUUCAAGCUAUUUCAGCUUAUCUUGCUCCACCUGUAGCUUCAGUUUAUUUAUGCGCUGUUUUAAUUAAACGAACUACAGAAAAGGGGGCAUUUUAUGGAUUAAUGUAUGGUUUAAUUAUUGGUUUAAUACGAUUAAUAUUAACUAUUAUAUAUCAUGAACCAAUAUGUGGUGAAUAUGAUCAUAGACCAUGGUUUAUUAAAAAUAUACAUUAUAUGUAUUUUGCAUUAUUUUCAUUUAUCACAUGUGGUAUUAUUGUAUGUUUAUUAUCAUUAAAUGAAAAACAAUUAACUAAUGAACAAUUACAACAUUUAACUUAUUGGACUGCAUGGGAUAAAUCCAUGAAUCAUUCAUUAUAUAAUAAUAGAAAUUUACAUAAUCAUAUUUCAUCUAAUGAAAUGAUUCAUGAUAAUAUAGAGAAUGUAAUGAAUGAGAAUGAUGUUAAUAUGAUGAUUAACAAUAUUCAUUAUCAUCAAUAUGAAAAUAAUGAAAUCAUUAAUAAAAGAGAAAUAUCAUCAACUUCUGAAUGUCAACAACAACAACAACAGCAAAAAGAAUUUGUAAAUAAUAAAACUAUGGAAGAUCAUGAUUUACCAGAUAAAAAAACAUCCCAAACUUCAUCAUCAGAUUGGUAUAAAAUUAUGAAAAAUAUAUGUUUAUGGUUUUGCGGUUGUGCUGAUCAUCCAUGUUCUAAUAUAGAAUCUGAUAAUGAGAAGAAAUUGGGCAACUUAGUAUUAGAAGAUGAUAAUAAUUUCGAUUCAGAAGAACAUUAUGCAAAGAUUACUUCAUUAAAACAAAAUCCAAAUGUUAAAUUAGGUUUGUAUAUUGGUUUAUUAUUCAUUAUUAUUUUAUCUAUAUUUGGUUUUAUAUUUUUUUCUAUUUAUUUUGGUUCUAUAUCAAUUGGUCCAUUACCUAUUUCUAUUGAUAAGAUGAUGAUAAAUGAUACAAUAAAAAAUGCUAUAAAAUCAUUAGAACAUUAUGGAAUAAUUACAAUACAAUGA
This is a messenger RNA of Schistosoma mattheei, 2388 nucleotides long. The record is from the annotation of a GenBank genome assembly. NCBI's taxonomy places the organism in Eukaryota, Metazoa, Platyhelminthes, Trematoda, Strigeidida, Schistosomatidae.